AUGUUAAUCAACCAUACAAAUCCAUGGGAACAUGAACCCUCCAAAGCAGGCCUCUUUUCUCUCCGCCCAAAUCACGCUCUUUACCUGAGCACAUCCGGCCCUAUCAGAACACAACCAAACACACCCCUCAUAAUAAUCAUCCCCGGCCUUGCGUCUCACGCCUUAGAAUGGAUCGUCUUGAACCGUACAAUCACACAAUUCGCGCGAACCUUACUCUACGAUCGGAGUGGCUACGGACUCAGCUCCGAGAUUGACCCUAACACUGAAGCCAUUACUGCAGUGGAUAUAGCAGCCGAACUCAACGAUCUCCUCCACGCGGCUGAUUUGACAGGCCCGUUUGUACUAAUUUGUCAUUCUUACGGCGGAAUUAUCGCACGGGAGUUUGUCCACUUGCGACGGGAUGAUGUUCAUGGAAUGGUCUUUGUGGAUGCAAACCAGGAGUUGAACACUAUCGAAGGACCGUGGCCGGCGCCGUACAUUGACGCUGUGACUGAGGGGCUGAAUGUUUGGGAUGUUGUAGGGAUUAGUCAAGCACACAGAUUUCUACCGCAUGACUGGGAGAUGUUGUUGAGCCAGAACAAGGAGUAUGCUGAGAAGCACACGAGGACUGCUACCGCUGAGGCUAGAGGGUAUAUCACUAGUGGAGCUGUGCUUGCCGCGAAGAGACAAUUUGAUCUGAAGGAUCCCCCGCUGCUUGGGAUCUGUCCGGUGAGUGUUAUCAAGGGCUGCACCUACAGAGACUUUGAGUUGAUGCUAGAAGCCGGCACGAAAGCUGGGAAUGGGAAUGAGGAAGAGAGGAAGCAAUUUGCGGACAUGAUUGAGACUUAUGAUGCAUUGGAUGAGAAGUGGCAGAAGGGGCUGUUGGGAUUGUCCAGGAGGUCGAGGUGGGUAAAGGCUGAGAAGAGUGGGCAUAAUGUGCAGUUGACAGAGCCAGAUGUUAUUGUUCAGGAGGUGAAAUGGGUCUUAGAGAAUGUUCAGGGAGAUUUGUGA
Molecule: messenger RNA, 990 nt
Organism: Talaromyces amestolkiae
Lineage: Eukaryota; Fungi; Ascomycota; Eurotiomycetes; Eurotiales; Trichocomaceae
Exons: 1
Coding region: 1-990 (329 amino acids)
Source: RefSeq, a predicted model, not a curated record